UCCCACUCUUGCUGGUACUCCCUCUCCGUCUCUCGGUCCAUGUAGUUGCACUCCGUGCUGCUAUGUCUCGUCCCGUUGCUAAUGCUAAUCCUGUCCUCCGAGGACGUGCCCGCUUGGAUUCUCCUCCGUCUUUAGGGGAUGCAUUUGAGCUCGCUGCAGAAAAGUUCUUGGUCUCGGACAGUGCUAUUUCGGCCAUUCCGUCUAUGACAAACUCGCAGUCGGCUUCAGAAUCAGCAAUCUUGUCCAAGCCCAUAGCAAGCGCUGCUGAACCAUCGGCCAGUGUCAUACCCGGGUCGUUCACACCGUCUGCCACCUCCGCCCCUGCUGAAGAAACCUCUGCCACGUCAUCUUCAGAUAGAGUCUUCACUACUGUGCCCAAGAACGUUGCAGCCUCUUCAGCAUUGUCCUCUGUAGCUUCUGCCGCCGACACCGGUUCAGCAAAGAGUCAGGUACCUAAGUCCAAUGAGCAAUCACCCUCAACAUCAUCUGCUUCCUCGUCUUCCGCUCCUUCCCGUCCUGACAAUAAUACGCCUGCGCAGCCAAGCCCAACGCCGUCGACUUCAUCGAAAGAAGCAACGACUUCAGUGGCAGCUACGACUCCUACAAGUGUCUCUACACAAAACGCCCAGACCACGCCUUCCGAUAGUCCGAGUCAGACAGGCACGACUAACCAGGCACCUGUUCCGACUACCUCGGGCACUACAGAGCAGAAGUCAACUACUACGGCAGCAGGAUCUCCUCAACCAAGCGGGUCUUCUUCAUCUGGUGUUGUGCGGCAAGAUUCUCCGUCAAACGGAGAUACUGGAGGUACCCAAACAACGGCAUCAGAUUCAACUGGUACAAAUCUGGGAAAUAGCUUAAUUGGCGUAGCUUCGUCGGCCACUAGUGUGCAUGUCGACUCGACUCUCGCAACAGCAAGGGCUGUCACGAUUACAUCCGGAAGCUCAACUUUUACCACUACUCCUGCGUUUAUCACGAGUAUCUCUGUUGAAAGUGGCAAGAAUGGAUCUCCUCCCCAGACUUUCACCAGUGUCUUCGCCAAUCCUACAUCUAUUCCUAGUGUGUCAACCUUGAAUGAUUCGACAUUCUUUGAUAACAAAGGCGCCGUAGCUGGCGUGUUCACUGUUGUUGCACUGGCAAUUCUGGCUUUCGCAGGUGGCAUUGUCUGGUGCUGUCGCCGCAGACGCCAGAGGCUUGCUCGCGGAUCCCUGGCCAAUGCCCAGUUCCGACGAUUCUCUGGGCCUCCAGAGAUGUCUCAGCAGCCAACAACUUAUCAAGCUGUCGGCGGGCGUAGUCUUCCACCUGGGUUAUAUGGGGACGAUCCUCAGCGUUACUUGAUGGCUCCUAGCCUUCGAAGCGGUCCCAGCGCUGGACACGAUGGCACCAUGCAGCGCGCUGGUUCUCAAAAUUCUUAUUCUGGUGACUCGCACAGAGGCGCUUUAGGUUUGACUGGCAUUGUCAGAAAACCACCUGGAAAUGUUGAGACAUACAACGGUCCGUUCAGCGACUAUUAUCGGUAUAACCCGACGGGUGAAGCACGGCUUAAUACUCCGCCUGGAGAAGGAGUAAGCAUAGCGGUUACUAGUGACUUCACGGAGGCUAAGCCUGUGCGCGAGUCGUCGGAACCCGCUUCCGCACCCGAGCGCCGUUCUCCUUCUCCUACACCUUCCAGUCCUUCGAUUUAUCCGCCUUCGCUUCCUGCUGUGCCGGAGAAGGAUGAAGAUGAUUAUAAGAUUUAUGAACGGGAGACGAAGCGUAGUCCCGAGUCACAGUUCCCUUCGCUUCCACCGAGAGCUGUGGUCAAUGAUGGUGACCCGCGCAAUCCAUUCUCAAGUCCACUAGAUACUGCGGCGGACGCCGCGACCAAGCAACCCGUUCAACCCAUUCGGAUUCAGACAAAUCAAGCUUAUCGUCCAUUGACGCCUCCUGAUUCUUCCGCUGGUCAUUCACCAACGACUCCACAAUUCUCCGCUGCGGAAGACUCGACGAAGUCUCUCAACGCCAAUCCGUUCUCAAAUACAUUCCUUGGGCGAUCUGUAUCAACGAGGACCGAACCUUUGCCGCGACCGAAGCGGAAUCCACUUCGAUUGUCAGCUACUAGUGCUACAAUACAACGUUCGGAAGAAUCUUGAUAACGUCAGUCGAACUGUGUAUCAAGACAUUAGAGAACGGAAGUAUAGGAUCCCACUUGUGGGAGGUGUAUCAUAUCGUAAAACACGAUCUCAUGUAUGC
Fomitiporia mediterranea MF3/22 is the source of this 2232-nucleotide messenger RNA. RefSeq lists its product as uncharacterized. The record is from RefSeq and is a predicted model, not a curated record. The transcript is spliced from 5 exons. The coding region runs from base 63 to 2132 and encodes 689 amino acids. NCBI's taxonomy places the organism in Eukaryota, Fungi, Basidiomycota, Agaricomycetes, Hymenochaetales, Hymenochaetaceae.